AAAAAAGAAAAAGUGUGACAUUCUGAGCUCAUCAAUCCAUUGUUGUCUAUAAAGUAUGAACUUACGAGUGAGGGAGGGAUCUUGCAUUUCAUACUCCAACAACACAAUUGUCUGUCUGAAGUCACUCAAAUUUCCUGCACGACGUCGUUUUGUUCUGGAAAUUUAGGGACGAAUUCUGAAUUUUUCACCGUAAUUAAUUAAUUAAUUAAUUAUAACAAAAUGGAGGGUGGUAUGAAGAGGGAUCUGUGUGUGGAUGACGAAUGCAUGACGGAGAUGGGAUAUCAGAAAUCAUAUGGGUGCUCGCAUUAUCGAAGGAGGUGUAAGAUCAUAGCACCAUGUUGCAAUGAGAUAUUUGAUUGCAGGCACUGCCACAAUGAUGCUAAGAACUCGAUAGAAGUUGAACCACUCGAUCGACAUGAUAUUCCACGACAUCAACUCGAAAGGGUCAUCUGCUCGUUGUGUAAUACAGAACAAGAUGUUCAACAGAUGUGUAUUAAUUGCGGGAUUUGUAUGGGGAAUUACUAUUGCUCGAUAUGCAAAUUCUUCGAUGAUGAUGUUUCGAAGAAUCAAUAUCACUGCGAGAAAUGUGGAAUAUGCAGAACCGGUGGCAAAGAAUACUUCUUCCAUUGUGAUAAAUGCGGAUGCUGCUAUUCAAAUUUAUUGAAGGAUUCACAUAUAUGCAUCGAGAGAGCAAUGCACCACGAUUGUCCUAUUUGCUUUGAGUAUCUCUUCGAUACACCAAGAGACACUACGGUGCUUCCAUGCGGUCACACCAUACAUCUUAACUGUGUUAAAGAAAUGGAACGCCAUUUCCAGUAUUCAUGUCCUGUUUGCUCAAAAUCAUAUUGCGAUAUGACUCGUAUUUGGGAAAGGCUUGACCAGGAGAUUGCCUCAACACCUAUGCCUCAAAUGUAUAAAGAUAAAAUGGUAUGGAUACUCUGCAAUGACUGUGGAGAAACUUCGGAGGUGAAUUAUCAUAUUUUGGCACACAAAUGCACGAAUUGCAAUUCGUACAAUACGAGGCAGACUAGAGGAGGCCAUAGACCAUGCUCAUCCAGGAUAUCGGAGAUGGUUAGAUGAUCGGAAUUUUUUAUUUAUUUUUUAUUUUAUUUUAUUGUUUUAUGUAUAUAUCUUUUAAAGAAUAAUUGUGUCCAUCUUGUAUCAAACUAAAAAUGCUAAUGUAAAAACCUAUUCCUCGAUUAGGUUUUUCGGUCUUUUUAUCAUCCUCGGAGGACAAGUUCUAGAUGUGUAAUAAUAUAUAAUGACUUUGUUAUGAAAAUAUAUAUUCUUUCAAUA
Messenger RNA from Erythranthe guttata (spotted monkey flower), 1296 nucleotides. RefSeq names its product E3 ubiquitin-protein ligase RZFP34. Gene Ontology annotation, cellular component: nucleus. The record is from RefSeq and is a predicted model, not a curated record. Gene Ontology annotation, biological process: ubiquitin-dependent protein catabolic process; protein ubiquitination. Lineage: Eukaryota; Viridiplantae; Streptophyta; Magnoliopsida; Lamiales; Phrymaceae. Gene Ontology annotation, molecular function: zinc ion binding; ubiquitin protein ligase activity.